AUGGCAAAUUGUCAAGAUAAAUGUUUCAUAUCGUUAGUCGCUGAAACUAUGGCUUUAAAACAAAAAUUUAAAUGUUAUGUUAAAGAAAAAGAAAAAGCCAAACGUGGAAAAGUAACAACCGAUUGUGAUUCAAAUGAAAUUAUUCAAUCUCAUUAUUUAAAUCAAUAUUCAAAAGAUGCAAGAGUUUUUCAAAGUUUUUUAACAGAAGAUUCUUUUUAUAAUUUUUUAUCAAAAAGUGUUUUAGGUUUCAUAGGUGGAAUAUUUUUAACAUAUGCAUGCUUCAUGUUUUUGGUAUUUUCAUUAAAUUUUACUCUCGAUAGAGCAACUUUUAUAUGUAUGUGCUUGAGUGUGAUAUUAUCAUUAGGAUUAGCUUUUUCUGUAAAAAUCAGAUGUACAGUGUUCUUAUGCAUACCACAAUUAUUUUCUAAAAGAGGAAGGCAAGCUCUUUUGGCAUACGCCUUCAUUUUAGCUCUUUCCGGUCCCGCCAAAAAUACAUUACAUAACGUUGAAGUUAUGAGUGAAUCAUUAGCUUGCGGACAGGAACAAGUAAAGCAAACCGAAAAUGAAUUAUUAAAAUUUGUUAGAAAACCUAAUGCCAUUGCAAAAAAAUCAAUAGAAAAACUAUUGGAAAAAAUUAAUUUAGCAGUGAAAGAUUUCAAAAAUUUCAUAACACGAUUCUACAGAUCGUGUUUCAAUAUAUUGGAAACAUUAUUUCAUACUCAAAAAUGGAUUCAUAGCAUUAUUUCAUUGUGUAAUGAAAAAAUGGGUGAACCAACUCACCGUUGCGAAUCCCUUUUAAAAAGUUCCAUUUCGAUUUGCGAGUACUACUCUUUUUCAGUACUUGAAAAUUUUAAACGUCGAGCUUUAAAUAUUUUAUACGUAAAAGUUAACAUUCAUCAAAUAUAUUCGCAAUCGAAUCGAUCCAUUUAUCACGAAGAAUAUCAAGGUAUGGCUACGGAAAUUAGACAGAAAACGGAUCAAUUUCUACAAUACGUUGAUUUUAUGAGCGUUAUUUUCGGAAUAUUUAUACUCGUCCUUUUUGUCAAAGUUAUCAUUUACCGCCAUAAAUUUUUAACCGAAGAUCAUUAUGAUAAUAGAUUCAUAACUCCGGAUUUCGAAGAUAUAGAUUACACGAGAGCUCAAUUUAAAAUGGAAACCAUUUUACCAUUGAAACCGAACGAAAGAAAACAAUAUAUAAAAGUAACGUCCAUAAGGUUGGUACCUUGUGAAAAAAUCCGUUUGCUCUCAUCUUUUAUUUUUUUGAUAUUUGCCACGUUUAAAAUUGUCGUUCACAUGUUGACGGAUUCGUUUCUAUAUUGGAUUCUAUCAUCUGUAAGACAAAAUGAAAGAAUGUUAUAUAUGAGCAGUUUAAAAGAUCGAGAAUACGAUUUAAAAGUCAAAGUUGUCGGUAAAGGAUUGAUUGCAAGUUUUUUACAAAAUGUAACGGAUGCAGUUGUAAAACAAUAUUCUUCACACAAAUUAGAUCCGACUCCUUGUUUACCAGAUCCUUUAUCUCCAGACUGGAAUAGAUAUUAUCAAAUUUGUAAGAAACUUCGUCAUACCGUCAUGGUCACAUAUCAUCCUGAUAGGGCAAGAGAAAGAGCCAUUUGGUUGUACAAUAGAAUCAUUUCGAAUAGAAACCUUUAUGUGAAAAUAGCAAGACGGGAAUUGAGAAAAAAAUAUAAAAAUUCCACGCUGGAACAAUCGAUUUUUAAAUUUAAACUCAUGAAAACUCAAACCGUAACGAAAUGUUUGCUUUGUAAAGUAAAAAUAACGAGCGAAUAUAGUAAAAUUAAAUGUAAUACGGAAAAAUGCGUCGGUGUUUAUUGUAACGAUUGUUUUUCCAUAUUAAAAUGUUGCAGUAUUUGUACAGAUCCAGUGGAUUAUGGCGAUUUGAGCGAUUAUUCAGAAGAAAAGCAAGUUUGA
Molecule: messenger RNA, 1926 nt
Organism: Pediculus humanus corporis (human body louse)
Lineage: Eukaryota; Metazoa; Arthropoda; Insecta; Psocodea; Pediculidae
Exons: 12
Coding region: 1-1926 (641 amino acids)
Cellular component (GO): membrane
Source: RefSeq, a predicted model, not a curated record